UUCAGGCAGGAAGGAAUCCCUGAAGUACAAGAAUCGUACAGUAUGAGCUACCAAACAUCAACUUCUACUAAUGGUCAUCAUGGGGGAGAUGGCGAUGCUUCAUCAAAUAAUUCCCAGUCUUCUGUUCCUGUUGAUAAUGCAUCAUUAAUUAGUCGAAGUACAUCUCAGACAAAAACUCAGCAAGUGAAAACUGUAACAAAGAUAAUUAAGACAAGAGAAGUUCAUCACAUAGGACCUGAUGGCAAGCCUAUAAGUUACUCUCCUUAUGGUGGAACUUUGCCUCCUGGCAGUGAUUAUUUGCCAUACAAUUACACAAAUCCUGCUAAUGUUUCUCAUGAUUAUGGUACUUAUGAUCCAGGUCGGCCUCCAAGUCCAGCUGGUCAAACACCAACACAAGUCUAUCCACAUGAUUAUGGCACAUACGGACAAACUGCCUCACCAGCUUCUGCUGGUAGGAAUUUUGAUAUUUACUCUCCCCAGUCUGGCCAACCAUAUUCAGAAUAUGGCUAUCGAGAUUAUCCACCACAAAAUGUAACUACUCCUUCUGGUGCAUCAGAUUCACCUAAUCUGCAUCGAGCUAUGCCUCAAGCUCCACGUGCAGUCUCGUCAGAUUAUAAUCACCAGCCUGGCAAUUAUGAAGACAUUGAUGCUGCAGCACUUGUACCGCCAAGGAUGGAUUAUCGAAGGACUCCAUCUCCUACACAAAGUGCUGAUAGAUAUGGGACAUAUGGGUACACAGGUCAACCACUUCCAGCAACUUCACCUGGUUAUCACCAGUAUGACCCUGGCCUACCUCAAGGUUACUUAGAUCGUCGACCAAGUUAUGAUGAGCAUCCCCAGACAAGAACUCCUCAAAGUCAGCAUCCAAAUUCUGCAUAUGCACGAGCUCCCAGGUCUGGGUAUGAAGAAGAAGAUCCUAUAGCUCUUGGUAGUGAAGGUACACAUCCAGUUCCUCCUCGGCAUCCUCACCUUGAGUAUGCACCUGUAGAUAGUCAAGGUGCAGAUGUCCGGUGGCGAGAUCCAGAUCUUCAUGAAGUUAUAGAGUUCUUAGGUCACCCUAAUAAUGUUGUAAGAGCAAAUGCUGCUGCCUAUUUGCAGCAUUUAUGUUAUAUGGAUGAUAACAUGAAGCAGAAGACAAGAUCCCUUGGAGGCAUUACACCUUUAAUUGAAUUACUCAAUCAAGAUAUUCCUGAAAUUCAAAGAAAUGCUUGUGGAGCAUUAAGAAAUUUAUCAUAUGGUAGACAGAAUGAUGAAAAUAAAAGAGCCAUACGUAAUGCUGAAGGUAUUCCAGCUCUAGUGCGAUUACUGCGAAAAACACCUGAUAAUGAGAUCAGAGAGCUAGUCACAGGAAUUUUAUGGAAUUUAUCAUCGUGUGAAGAUUUAAAGCGUCCUAUUAUUGAUGAUGCACUAACUGUUCUUGUUAAUCACGUCAUCAUUCCACAUUCAGGCUGGGAUCGUUCACGAAAUCCAUUAGACCAAGUAAAACCUCAUGAUAUAUAUUGGUCUACAGUUUUUCGUAAUGCAAGUGGUGUUUUAAGAAAUGUCAGUUCAGCUGGUGAAUAUGCUAGGAAAAAGCUUCGCAUCUGUGAAGGUUUGGUUGAAGCCAUGGUGUAUCUGGUACGCGCAGCAACUGGAAAAAAUGAUAUGGAUAAUAAAAGUGUUGAAAAUUGUGUUUGUGUGUUAAGGAAUUUAUCGUAUCGUUGCCAAGAAGUUGAGGACCCAGAUUAUGAUAAGCACAUGUUUCCUCCUGUGCAGUCAAGAGCAAGUGCCCCUAUCAGAGCUGUUGGGGAAAAUCUUGGCUGCUUUGGUGCUAAUAAAAAGAAAAAAGAGGCUGCCCAAGCAGCAGAAAAGCAACGAAGAGAAGGCGUCCCACUUACAAAAAAUCCAAUUAGUCAGUCUGAUCCUGUAGGUGGUAUGGCAUUACUGUGGCAGCCAGAAGUAGUACAGUGUUAUUUGUCGCUUCUAUCUGGUUGCUCAAAUCCAGAAACCCUUGAAGCUGCUGCUGGUGCUAUUCAGAAUUUAGCUGCUUGUUAUUGGCAGCCUAGCAUUGAUAUUAGAGCUUCUGUGAGGAAAGAUAAGGGAUUACCAGUUUUUGUUGAACUUCUGAGAAUGCAGGUGGAUAGAGUAGUUUGCGCAGUUGCUACAGCUUUAAGGAAUUUAGCUGUAGAUCCAAGGAAUAAAGAUCUGAUUGGAAAUUAUGCCAUGAAAGAUCUAGUUCUAAAACUUCCAAAUGGCAGUCCUCAACAUGAUGCUGGUACAUCAGAUGAUACAAUUGCUGCAGUUCUGGCAACUCUGAAUGAAGUUGUGGCAAAGCAAAGUGACUUUGCACGUUCAUUCUUACAGUUUGGUGGUGUAGAACGACUUAACCAAAUUACUCAGCAGAAAGGCACAUAUUCUCCCAGAGUUGUCAAAUUUGCCUCUCAGUUAUUAUUUAACAUGUGGCAGCAUCAAGAACUUCGUGAAGCGUACAAAAAAGCAGGGUGGAAGGAAUCUCACUUCAUACCAAAAUCUAUGGCAGUACGAAAUUCUCUUUCUUCUCCUACUGGAGCAAAUAGUACUCUAAAUCGCCCUGUCAGUACCCAGGGUGGGACUAAAUAUGAAGACCGUACAUUACCACAUGGGACUGAGCUCAAUUCUACUGCUGCUUCUCUUCCAUACAGCAGGUCUGAAGAGCUUCCACUGAGUGAGCUGAGCCAUAGUACUGAACCUCCUCCCCCUUCUCAAGUUCAUAGGUCUCAUAUGGGAGUCUUUCCUCCAGGGAUGCAGCAAGCCCGAUCCCCAACAGAACCUGUCUAUGCUCAGGUAAACAGAGAAAAAAAGAAAGGACGCCAUUCAGAUAUCCCAGUACAGCUUCUCUCCAAUGAACAACCAGAUGGUAUGCCAGCUGGCGACUCAUGGGUGUGAUCUGUCACCUCUCCUGUCAGUCCUGUUCUUGCUUCCUAUUGCGACUGCCCGUUUCCAAUUCCACGCAGAGAGCAGAAUGUAGAAUAAAUGCACAGUCCUAAGUACGUCGCUCAAAAACAGUGUGGUGGUGUCGCCAGCUAUUGUUCAAAAACUGAUGGAAGCAUUCAUGCAUGAAGCUGAUUCAGUCCUGAAUCAGUUUAUCUAACCUUCCUUUGCAGCUGGUCCGUUCACUUACGGGUGAUAACAAAUUAAGAAUGAGUUGACCAGCAUCACGAGUAUGCAAGAGAAAAUUCAGGGGCAACGGUGUAUGAACUGGUGUUGCGAGCAAAAUACUUUCUCCUUGAAGUCUUGCUCGUUACGUGCCUCCUUUAUUUGUGUAUACAAGAUGACAGGCAGUUAUACCACUGUUCCCGUGUUUCUUGCCUAUUCAGACAGCUGUUUGUGCCAAUCAUAAAAUGCUUUCUGCAUUAAGUAGCUUGCAUUAAAGUAAGCUUGGCAACAGUACGUGUUCAGAGUGUAUGCUUCUUUCAUUUCCUGAUUAAAGCUCAAAAGAUGACUUUCUGAUUAGUGACAAAUUUUAAUAGGCUAUCUAUGCUGUUAAUUUAGAUAGCCUUGCCUUAAUAUGUUGCUGAAAAAAAUAUGAACGAAUAAUAGGCCCACAGAUGUUGGUCCUAAAUUCUCUAAUCAAGUUUAGAGAUAUGAAAGUGUUUUUGAAGCCAUGACAAACGACUGUGUAAAUUUUAAAACACACAAAGGGGGGAAAACUGUUUAGCCUGGGUAUGUGUGUGCUGUUGCAUUUAUUAUAUUUGUCAUGGAAGUCAUGUUUCCUCAAUGUUUUUUUUUUAUUUUUUGCAUCUUGUUUUUACAUUUAUGCUAGAAAAUUUGAUUUAAAAGCUUUUGUUAAUGAAAUACGCUAUUACGAGCAAUAUUUUUUUUCAGUAUUAAUCACAGUUUUAGAAAGCCACAAAAGUCUUUCAUUAUUGUUCUGUGUUGUGUUUUUAGAGAAAAUUUUCAAAGACAAUAGUAAAAGAUAUUUUAAAAUAAUUUUAGUGUUAUAUGAAAUAUAGUUUUCAUCCUUUGAUUAUCAUUCAAGUUUGGAGUUUCGUAGUAACCUGUUCAAGCACCAUUUGCUAAUAUAUUGAUAUUUAAUACACUAUAGAUACAUAUUAACAAUUUUUUUAUAAACAAAUUGCAAAGACUUCAGAGUAAAACCUGAUGGUGUAAAUGUGAUAUAAAACAUAGAUUGUGUUCAUAAUUUUAUGAUGUGCAAAAUUUAUUCAUUUGUUCGAAGUGAAUGUUUAAAAAUCACAAACUUCAUGUUUUAAUUUCAUCAACCAUAGCAUUAUGGGGGACUGGAAAAAUUGAAUAUUUCUUCAUUUUGAAAUAGAAAUAUGCUUUAGUUAUUUGGAAAUGGCAUAGACAUACGCACUGGCAAGUGUAAUCCAUUUAUAUGACAGUAUAUAUAUCUUUAAGGUGCUACAAAACAUCAAACAUUGAAAACUCUUGCCCAUUCCAUGAGUUUAUAUUUUAUGUGCAGCUUUUGUAUUAUAUUAUUUUAUAUUAGAUUUGUUAAUAUUUCUGUGUAUGCCCUGACUGACUAUAAAAAUGCAUGCUAUUUGUUUUAAGUUAUUGUGAUUAUUAAGAGUUUGAUACUCCUGAUGGGCAGGCCAAUGUUUUUAAUUUCAAAAUUUACACUACUGAAGUUGACCUGUUUACAUGUUUAAAAUGUUGCAUUUUUAAGUCAUUUUACAUAAUAUGAAGAUGUGCAGAACUCAAAAGUGUCAAAACUUGUCUAGUUGAGCAACUUGAUUAAUAAAUUUUGUCAUGCA
Molecule: messenger RNA, 4733 nt
Organism: Stegodyphus dumicola
Lineage: Eukaryota; Metazoa; Arthropoda; Arachnida; Araneae; Eresidae
Gene: p120ctn
Product: adherens junction protein p120
Biological process (GO): cell-cell adhesion
Cellular component (GO): nucleus; adherens junction; plasma membrane
Molecular function (GO): protein binding
Source: RefSeq, a predicted model, not a curated record